AAACCGUCAUCGAAAAGACACUCGACAGGUUUUUCGAGUCACUGAUUCGUCUCGACACUGUCCACAUCGCCACCUGCUUUUCAUCCAGCGUCGAUUGCGCUGUUCCAGUUUCGUUUUCAACGGUUCGUCGCUCUCCCGGCUUCUCGUCAGCUGUCUCGAAACCUCGCGGUCACUCGUUUCUCUGAAAUUGCGACAUUUCCUCGACAACUUCAGGCGCAGGGACUUCGAUUUCUCGAGUCUCUCUGUCGCUUCGGUCGAGGAUUAACAGGCCAGCGCUGUGUCGGACGAACGUCGGAGGUUAGAGCGAGAGGCGAGAAAUAUUUUCUCCCUCAUUUUUUUCCUGGGCUCUCCAAAGAGCUCCUCUCUCUCUGUCGCUUCGGCGCCCUGAGUCGCUCUCGAUUCGCCCUCGCUGUUUGAGGAGUCCAUUCUUUUUGAAAUGAGUCUCGAAACAAGACGAUGCUGUACUUGCGGUGUUUCUCAUGGUUUUCGGAAAAUGAGGAGUCCACAGAGAGUCCUUCCCGCGUUCUCUCUGGUUCCUGCUUCUUGCCUGUCUCGGCCUUCUCUCAUUUGCCCUCUUGCUGCGGUCUCCAGCUCAUUUUGUAAAUCGUCGCUUCCUUCCCUCGCCUCUCGUUCUUCGUCGUCUGUGCCUCUCCUGCCUCCUCAGCUUCCAAGAAAUGCUUUCCUCGCUUGUCAGAGACACAGCUUCUCUCGGUUUCCCGGCGAAGCGAGGGAACCAGCUGCAGAAACUCGGCUGCAAGCGACGCCGGCCGACCCCCACACCGGGCGUUCGUACACCGCGUCGACUCGGUCUUGGCAGCUUUGGGGUCUCCGGUCUGCUCCGCCGUUUUCGGAUGGAAAAGACGGCUCCAUGCGGGGACUUCCUGGACGUCUUUCUCUUCGAUUGCUUGCGACUUCUCGUCUUCGGAACCUCGCCGCAAUCGACUCUCGCGAAACACCGCGCACCGCUCGAGGCGUUGCUGGACUUCUUCUUCGUCUAAAGUGGCACAACAGCCUGCAUGCCUCAGGGCGGCCCAGCGCAGAACUGCGUCCUCACUCUCUCCUGGCGUCUCUCGCACCCUCUGAAGGCGCACCCCGUUCGGCGCCCUCGGCCCGCGGACGCGAAGAGGACUGGGAGGCUCUGUUGAAAGAAACUUAUCUUCUGCUUCCACAGAUGAAGGCGGGGGAAGCCGCGGAGGCAGCGUACCUGGUCGCCACAACGUACGAGUCAGGCAAGGGCGUCGAGGACAAGCAGGAAGUCCCCAUCGAACUCAUCAAGGCUCUCCUCGUCCACGUUCUUCAGCAGGAUCCUGCGAGGAACCUCUCCCCUGUCGCUCUUCACAGGUUUCUACGCGUCUCAGCUCUCUUCCCGCAUGCAGCGCAUCGCGGUUUGCUGGAGGAACUGGCUGCGACUCUCGCACGACGCAACCGUCACUUCUCCGUCACUUCUCUCCAGCUGCUUGCAGAAGACUUCUCUUCUUGCUUCCUCCCCGGCUUCCAUCCUCUCUUCCUCUCGAUCGCUGAGCACCUCGUCGCGAGCAACCGUCGCGGCGGCGAGGGCGCCUGCCGGAGCUCUUCUUCUCGUCAACGAACCAGAGCUACUGAGACUGCUGCAGACGGACAAACAGAAGGACUCGCAGAUGGUCCAGACUCAAAGGCAAACGACGCUGAGGGAGAGGAGGCAGUUGGAGAAGGAGAAAACAGAAAGCUACGACGCGGAGAACACCCACCACGAUUCGUCAAGGAAAAGGAAGAUGCCCUCACUGCAACGCAUGCCUGCUUCUUCUUCAAUUCAUACUCGAGAACAAAUUGCCGUCCUCCUCAGUUUUUCCAGCUUCUUUCGGACUCCAUCGAAGAGCACCUGGAGGCUCUGCACCGGAUGCAGUUCGCUUGCGGAGAAUCUGCACCUGACCGCCUCAGCUUCUCGAUUCUCGCUCUCGGCCUCAAGGGCAUGGCCAGCUGUGACUUCCAGCCUUCGAGUGACUUUGUUCGCGUCGCCGGAGACCUUGUUGUCGCCUACGUCACUUCCCCCGAGGCCUCCGUUCUCCAUCAACCUGGCGAAAAAGUCGACACGAAGAGUCUCCUUCGUGCUCUCACCUUCUUCUGCAAAGCUCGGCCUCUCUCGCUCUCUUGUUCCUCUCCUCUGUCGUCUUCUCCUCCCCUCUCUUCGUCUCGGCAUGCAACUCUGGGUCCGUCGUCCGGCUUCCCAGUCUCGUCCUCGACUUCGACGUUGUCUGCCGUUCCUCCUUCCGAUGCGUCUCCUGCAGACAGUCCAGUUUUCCAGAUCGCCGCCUUUCUGACUGAGAAGCUACCUCUCGACGCUUUCUGUGCUGACGACCUCGCUGACUUGAGUGGCGCCGUCCGGUGUAUAGACACGUUUCUACUCUCCGUGGUCUCUCCGCAGUCUCUCGAUCUUCUUCUUCGACAACUUGGAGAGGGCGUCCAAGGGUCGCAGAGCCUUCCAGAUGGCCUCGAUGUCAUCCCCGCGUCUUCGACAGCAAGGGAGAUUCGCCACCCACCGCCUUCUCCAUCUCCUCUCCCGUCUGCUUCUCCGUCGCGUUCGUCUUCGCCUGCUGUGCUCUCAGAGGUCCCUGCCCCCCUGUGCAUCUGGCUGCGUCUCUACAAGCGUCUCCAGGAUCGCUUUCUCUCUCUGCUGAAACUGCAUCUCUCGAAUCUGCACCCGUUCCAACGCAUCUCGAUUCUUGACCAGAUGCUCUCGACCUCCGCCUUCUUUCCGCCUGAGAGCAAGCGACCUCCCAAGCAUCCCUCUCUCCUCCUCUCCCUCAAAAGUAUCUCUCAGCUCCCCCGGCGAACCGCUCAGCCCAGAGAGACAGAGACGGCUGCACCGCAGACUCCCGCGCCUCCUGAUCGGCGACAGCAGUCCAAAGGCGACGCAUCUUCGUCCCAAGAGUCUGUUCCACCCCACAGUUCGUCUUGCCAGGCACCGCCGGCUCUGUCUCCGGCACUGGUGUCUCUUUUGAGGAGCAUUUACUAUCGGCUGGCGUCCCUCAAUUUGCGGCUUCUGUCUCUGCUUAUGGCUUCGCUCCACGGACUCCAUUUUUCGCAUCAAGGUCCCUACGCGCCCUCUCGCACUCAGCAACUCUGCGCUCCACACAAGAAAGAUGUGCAUUGGGCGAACGCGUUUCUCCACAUCAUUGGCCGCGAAGGCAUGCGAAAAGCGGGUUCAGCAACUCCCGAAGAAAUGGCCGAGUUCCUCCUCAGAUACUACGUUGACCUCGAGAGCUUUGACGUCUGCAUCGAGCCCCUGACGUUCUACCUGGAAAAAAUGGCCAUGCUUCACAACGCGCGGCCUCUGCCCCCAUGCGUCCUCGACGCUCUCGCCGUGACUCUUCAAGCGGCCUCUCGUACCCCACAAGGUCCCGCAGCCCUGCAGGCGUUGCCUGAGCGCGCCUACGCGUUUGUGGAGACGCUGACAAGGAGACAGUGUGUGGGUCUGUGAUGGCUUUGCGUCCUCCCCCCCGCGGUGGCCGGUGAGCACCGCGCUCAUCUGGAGCUCGCAUGGAAACUCGCGAGUGCCAUCUCAGGGGCAUUCGGCGAGUCGCGCUCUCCUCGCAGCUCCUGGAGGGUCCAGAGGGCUUCGGCAUGUCGCUGUCCAGUCCUCUUUGAACGAUUCGUGAAGUCAAGAUUCCCCCUUCUUUCGACAGUUUUGGGGGAGGCCUACUGUGGACGUAUGCCCGUUUGCCGCUCCUCGGUCAGGCAUGUUUUCUGUCUCUGUUCGACGCACGGGUGUGCAUGCGUAAAACGCGUUGAUGAAAAGGGAUGGUCUGCAAAAGCACAGCGGCAGAUCUGGUCUCCGUCUUCCCUCGUCUCUUUGCUCUUGCCUGUGGUCGUCGGCGUCUCUCUUCUCAGGGGUGCGAGCCGUCUUCGGUGUUGCCUCUUAGCAAGUGACGGAGAAGGCACCUUCCAGUUUCUUCUUGGUCUCUCCGCUCUCGUAUCCAUCUGUCUCUCGCAAAACCGAUAACGCGAGCUAGACGAAACUGUAGCGCGUUCUGUGUGGAAGGGGGAAGGUAACAGAAGCUGG
This is a messenger RNA of Toxoplasma gondii ME49, 4039 nucleotides long. RefSeq lists its product as hypothetical. The record is from RefSeq and is a predicted model, not a curated record. The coding region runs from base 437 to 3457 and encodes 1006 amino acids. Lineage: Eukaryota; Apicomplexa; Conoidasida; Eucoccidiorida; Sarcocystidae. The transcript has 7 exons.